Molecule: messenger RNA, 895 nt
Organism: Formica exsecta
Lineage: Eukaryota; Metazoa; Arthropoda; Insecta; Hymenoptera; Formicidae
Exons: 3
Coding region: 367-783 (138 amino acids)
Source: RefSeq, a predicted model, not a curated record
UCGUUAUAUUUUUUGAAAUUUUCCUAAUCUAUAAUAGAGAAAUCUAAUAUUCGUUCAUUUUCUCGUAGCAUUAUUCUUUACUCUUUGUAGAGGAUUUUAUUUACAGCUGUCAGAAAUAGAGCGAAAACGUUAGCUUGAUGUAAAAUUAUAAGCGCGCAACGCGAUUCUUCUCCAGACGAAGACGCUUUGUCACCCGUGUUUCCUUAUUUCCAACAAUGUUAUUUCGCAGGCAAUAUCGAUCAAAUAGGUGACUCCCAUACGUCGCAGCACGCACGUCCUCGACAGCCUUAACUCCUAGGCGGAGACACUCAGUCGUGUGUCGUCAGGGCGGACAAUCGGAAGUUUGUCAUUAUAUUUCCAAAAAAUAUGUCCGAACAGCAAACGAAUUCGUACGACUCGAGGCCGGUAACGUCAAAGAAAUUGGAGAGGCCACCGUUUAAACUGUGUUUCUCGAAAAAACAGCAAACCGGAAGAUCCAACACUUGCAUAUCGAAAACAAACGCGGACUUUGUGACUCCGAAAUUCUACUCGAGGGAACUCGAGGACACUCGGAAUGCAGACGUAAGCGAUACGGUUGAGAGAAUCGCUGUGGAACAAGAUAGAAACCCGAGGAAUCUUUACCAAUCACCAUUGUUAACCAGCCACACUUACGGUUGGUGGCACGACAAAGGGAUACAGCCGAAGGACACGCGAUUUAAUUUUCAUAAGAGAACGUCAGACCUGGUGAGCUUCCAGAUGAAAAUUUACGCCGAGGAUCGAAAUUUGAAAAGUCGUAAACAAUGAACGCAGGGUAUAAAUCGAUAUUAUACAUUAUCAAGUAUUCAUCAUGGUAUUGACGUACAAUAAUUGUAUUUCAGUGAUAAUAGUCUAAUAAAUCAAAAUAUAUCCUGAUUAU